Molecule: messenger RNA, 3174 nt
Organism: Mytilus californianus (California mussel)
Lineage: Eukaryota; Metazoa; Mollusca; Bivalvia; Mytilida; Mytilidae
Product: sushi, von Willebrand factor type A, EGF and pentraxin domain-containing protein 1-like
Exons: 10
Coding region: 100-1857 (585 amino acids)
Molecular function (GO): calcium ion binding
Source: RefSeq, a predicted model, not a curated record
UUUACUGGAUUCAUAUUUACAUCUGAAGCUCUGUCAGAUAGUACAAUACACGACGUUGCAAAAAGUUGUUUUCCAACUUUCGAUGGUGUUGUCUUGACUAUGAAGGACCUAUAUAUAUCAGAGAAAUCGGACGUACAGUGGACGUAUUCCAAAUGCGAUGUAUUUGACGAAUGCAUGUCAAAUCCUUGUGGUCAAGGCAACGUCUGUGUAAACAAACAGUCUGGAUAUCAAUGCAAAUGUCUAGGCGGAUACAGUGGAGAUAAUUGUGAGGUUCCUCCAGACUUCUGUGAAAUAAAUGAUUGUAGAAACGAUGCAACAUGUUCGAGUCACUUCUCCAAUUAUACGUGUCAUUGUUCAAUGGAUUUUACUGGGACUUUUUGUGAGAGUGAAAUAGUCAAUGGCAACUGGGGUUCUUGGUUAAGUUGGUCAGAAUGCUCAGCUGUAUGUGAAGGUGGUAUCCAAAUAAGGGAGCGUUAUUGCAAUAAUCCAACUCCCGAUAGAUAUGGUUUAGCCUGUGUGGGCAGCAGUACAUCAAAUCAAUCGUGCAACAUAGACCCUUGUCCAGUGUGUCCUCAUUACUUUACGAUAUAUGCAUACAAGAAUGUCUUCAAUUGUACAACGGCAGCAGAUACUUUGUCAUGUACCGUAACUUGCCAAGAUGGCUAUACAUUUGUUAGAGAUUAUCUCCCCCUUGAUUUGUAUGAAUGUGGACCUGUGACUGGAUUUGCCUGGAAUGCCCGACCGCCACCAUGUGCUAGUGCAAAAAGUCCAAGGACACUACAAGUCAGCACUUCUGUUACAUACCGUGCCGAUUGCAGCAACGAAAACCAAAUUUCGAAAGCUAUAUCGCAAUCUUUAAACGAACUUCAGUGCGUCCAGAAUAAAACAUGUACAGCUGCCGCUGUAACAUCUGGUUGUGACGACAGUCGGAGAAAACGAUCAACGUCAUCAUUAAAUGCUGUAGUACAGCUUUAUACAGAACUUUCACAGAACGCUUUAAAUCUAGAUACGUUCUAUUCAAACAAUAUAGUUUCCCCUGGUUUAUCAGAGCUGAUAACAGCAUAUACUGAUUUAACUAUGUCAGUUAUUCAGAUGAAUACUACGGAUGUUUUAACACUAGAUACUAAUGGCAAUAUAUUCACAGCGGACCUCUCAUCAUUAAUUGUCACAACUAGUAUGAUAUGCCCAGAUGGGUCAGUGGAACAGGACCUGGUUUGUGUGGAAUGUCCGUAUGGUACAUUCUGGAGUAAUGGACUUUGUGUUAUGUGUUCUAAAGGAACCUACCAGGACGCAAGUGGGCAAAUGCAUUGCAAAAAAUGCCCAGAAGGAUUCACAACCAACUACAUUGCAUCUACAAACGAAACCGAAUGUAACAUUGAACAAGCUACAGAAUCAACAGAACGAUCAGAUCUGAAUACCAAGAUAAUUUUACCAGCAGCUGUCUGCGGAAUCACAAUACUUUUCAUUACCAUCCUUGGUAUAAGCAGCUGUAUUUAUAAACACAAACAAAGAAAAAUAAUAAGAAGCGGCAGUACGAAAUCACUAAGAAGUAUUGGGAAACCAUGUAUUAUCUUUCCGACAAAAGAUAGCUCAAACAAACUAAAAGUUCCUCCUCUAACGAUGGAUGAAUCUAAAAGCGGGAAUGGCUGGAUAGAAGAUUCCUUGUCACUUUCAAAUGGGCGAAAUUCUGUUGCUAGCUUGACCAAGGUCAAUAUAUUGCAAAAUGGACCUCAUAUUGAAAACAGUUUUAGAUAUACAGGACUACCAUCAAAAUGGGAAAACAGAGGAGCACCUAUUUCUGGACACAUUGUUAAGAAUAACUAUAAAGGAAGUUUGUCUGUUGAGAAUCUAGACUGAUUCUAACACUUCUUUCAUUGCUAUGAAAUCAUGUUUUGCAUUCAUACAUAGUGUACAAUUGAUAAAACAAAAGUUUGUUUGAUAGAAAUCAUUGAUAUUAAGAGGUAGGAUCAGUUUCCCCUGUUUUUGUUUAACUCAAAGGUUAAAAUCAGAAAUUAAAGUUGUUAAAAUCUACCGGAAAAUUUGGAAUAUUCAGAGUCUAUAUAAUAAAUAUUAAACAUCUAAUUACUUAAAGGUGCAUAAGCUAUCGAAUUCAUGUUUACCGAUUUAACUAAAACUUUCAUAUUUUAUGUAUACCAUAGUGAAACGAAUAUCCAAUUUGCAAUAGUAAAAAAAUCAACGAACAAUUCAUGAGGUCUCUACAAUGUUGAAGCAUUUCUUACGUAUUUUGGUGCAGGUGCCAUCUCAUUAUUCAUCGAGAUGACCUCUGAAUACUGCCGACGGACAUAUAACCUGAAAUGAACAAAAUAUAAAUAUAAACAUGUAGUGAGCACGUGGAAUCGGAUUUUUCUAGGUCUGUUUGAUUCCAUGUUGUAGGUUGAACAUAUAUAGAAAUCAUCGUUUUCCUUGUAUGAAAAUGAUUUUUUGUGGGCCGGAAAGGUCAACGAAAUGGUUAUUCUUGGUGGCUCCAUAGUUUCACUUUUGAAUAUUGACAUUCUUUUCGUUUGAAUGAACGAGCAACAUGAUGAUAACAUGUGCAUCUAUCUCAUCUUAAGGUCAAAUUAAAAGGUUGCAUGAACACGGAUUCAAAUGAGUUGACCUAUUCACUUGGGAGUCAAUAAUACACCAGUUAUGUUUUAAAGCUUAUUUUGACUCAACUAAACCAAAUUGACUGCUUAUAGCAAUAUAUUGUUCUAUUUUUUUAUAGCUUUUAUGAAUGUUUGAAACAAAAAAAAAUCAUAUGUUAUUAAUUUGUCGAAUUUGUAGCUAACGCACCUUUAAUUGUAUAACAAGAAUUACUUUACAAUAACAUUUAGAAGUUGUAUGAUAUAAGGGACUUUCCGUUUUGAAUUUUCCUUGGAGUUCGGUAUUUUUGUUACUUUACUUUAUAUUAUAUGCAUAUUUGUCUUACACUUAUUGAAUAUUGUUGAGUUAAUUUAAAUGAUACCAAUACUGUAUGAAUUCAUCAUUUUUACCUGUUUUAAACAUGGUAUAUUUCAUUACAAUUUCUCACUUUUUUUUAUGUGUGUGUGUUUGUUUGAUUAUUUUGUAAAUUUUUUUUGGUUAUAUUUCAAUGUACUCCAUUAGGGCCUAAUGGAUGAUAACUUUCAGACCUUACUGUGUUUAUCUCUUUAAAUAAAAUUAUUAUUAUUAUCA